AUGCCGCGGCGCAGCACGGUGCUGCCGAGCCAGGGAAAAGGCCAGACACGUCAGUGGAAGCUCACGGACUUCGAGAUCGGGAAGCGCCUGGGGAAGGGCAAGUUUGGCAAGGUGUACUGUGUGCGCGAGAAGAGCAGCGGCUACGUGUGCGCGUUGAAGGUGAUGUCCAAGCAGGAGAUCGUGUCCUACCACAUCGAGAAGCAGAUCAUCCGCGAGAUCGAGAUCCAGGCCAACAUCCUGCACGAGAACUGUCUUGCGCUCUACGGCUGGUUCCAGGACGACCAGAACGUCUACCUCGUGGUCGAGUACGCCGCCCACGGCGAGCUCUACAAGACCCUCACCAGGCUCAAGCGCCUCGCCGACCCGCUCGCCUCCUACUACAUCUACCAGGUCGCCCGUGCCUUGAAGCACCUCCACAGCAAGCACCUCAUCCACAGGGACCUCAAGCCCGAAAACAUCCUCAUCCACCUCGACCACCGCGUCAAGCUUGCCGACUUCGGCUGGUCCGCCUACGUCGGCGGCGACCCGGCCCCCAACACCGGCAACAGAAGAACCACCAUGUGCGGCACUCUCGACUACCUCCCGCCCGAGAUGGUCGAGGCCCGUCAGCACGACCAGCGCGUCGAUGUCUGGGCUCUCGGUGUGCUUCUCUACGAGCUCCUUGUUGGCCAUCCACCCUUUGAGGAGAAGCAUGCUGGCGACACCUACAAGCGCAUUGCCCGGGUCGACUUCUCCGUCCCCGAAUGGGUUGACGCCGACGCACGUGACCUUUUGGCAGGGCUUUUGCGGUACGACGCGGAACGACGUACGACACUUGACGAUGUCGUAAUGCACAGGUGGGUGUUGAAAAACAAGUUGCGGUGGGAAAAAAGCUGGCGGUGA
Messenger RNA from Pichia membranifaciens NRRL Y-2026, 882 nucleotides. RefSeq lists its product as hypothetical. The coding region runs from base 1 to 882 and encodes 293 amino acids. NCBI's taxonomy places the organism in Eukaryota, Fungi, Ascomycota, Pichiomycetes, Pichiales, Pichiaceae. Gene Ontology annotation, cellular component: spindle midzone; spindle pole centrosome; spindle microtubule. Gene Ontology annotation, biological process: mitotic spindle organization; protein phosphorylation; regulation of cytokinesis. The record is from RefSeq and is a predicted model, not a curated record. Gene Ontology annotation, molecular function: ATP binding; protein kinase activity. The transcript has a single exon.